Molecule: messenger RNA, 465 nt
Organism: Dovyalis caffra
Lineage: Eukaryota; Viridiplantae; Streptophyta; Magnoliopsida; Malpighiales; Salicaceae
Source: the annotation of a GenBank genome assembly
AUGGAAGACAGGAACAUGGUAGCUGCGGAUUGUGUUGUCAUAUCCUGUUGCUGCCAAUGCUUGAUGUUACAACUGAUCGUGUUCCUCUUGCUCAAACUUCCUCCCAAACUCAUUCAGAAGACUAAAGCAUACGCAAAGAAGAAGCUUUGGCACAGAAAGAAAGAAAAGAAGAUAUUAGAAUCAGUAAAAGGUAGAGUUCAGGAUAGGUUUGUGGAAUUUCAAGAAAGUUCUGUAAGAAUUCAAGUAGAUGACUUCCAUGGGGACCAUGAUUGUGGAAAUUGCAUGGAGGAAGUUGAGAAGGUCUUAGAAGAAUUUUCUCAGAAGGGCGAGUUUGCUUUUGGAAGCUUUUGGGGUAGGGCUGGAUCAGGGACCUCUCAAACAUGUACAGCCGCUGUACAUGAAUUUGAUUUAAGUGUUGUAAAGUUUGAAUUGGUUGAAAUAAUUAGUACUUCUUUCAGACAUUAA